GUGACGUUACUAGGCUGCGCGCGGAAAGGGACCGGAGCGCGACGGCGCCGCCGGAGGACGAGGACUGGCUAGUGGGGAAACGAAACCGAGGGAGUAGGCGGAGGUUCUGGCGGCGGCCGAGCCCGGCCCGGUAUUGGCGGCGACGACAGACCUCCCCCUUCUCGCUCCCCCGGCAGCUUGCCCUCUCCCCUCAGCGUAACAAUGAAGAGGAGAAUUGACCCUGAAUGCACAGCUCCCCUCAAGAAACAGAAAAAGAGAGUUGCAGAGCUUGCCCUGAGCCUCAGCUCCACGUCAGAUGACGAGCCUUCCACCCCGGUCAGCCACGCGGCUAAAGUUUCUGCCACCAGCCUUAGCGAGUCUGACAGUGAGAAUGAAGGGAAGCCGCGCGGCUCGGACGCCUUCAACGAUGUGUUCAGAGCAGACUCGCUCGUGGAGGGGACAUCUUCUCGGUACUCCAUGUACAACAGCGUCUCCCAGAAGCUCAUGGCCAAGAUGGGCUUCAAGGAAGGGGAAGGAUUGGGUAAAUUCAGCCAGGGUCGGAAGGACAUCAUCGAAGCCUCUAAUCAGAAGGGACGAAGAGGCCUGGGUCUCACUCUGCAGGGCUUUGAUCAGGAGCUCAACGUGGACUGGAGAGAUGAGCCGGAGCCCAGUGCCUGCGAGCAGGUGUCAUGGUUCCCAGAAUGUACCAUGGAGAUUCCCGAUACUCAAGAAAUGAGUGAUUGGAUGGUUGUGGGAAAGAGAAAAAUGAUAAUUGAAGAUGAGACGGAGUUCUGCAGUGCGGAGCUGCUGCACAGCAUGCUGCAGUGCAAGUGUGUGUUUGAUGACCUGGAUGGAGAGGAGAUGCGGCGAGCUCGGACCCGGGCCAACCCCUACGAGAUGAUCCGAGGCGUGUUCUUCCUUAACAGGGCGGCGAUGAAGAUGGCUAACAUGGAUUUUGUGUUUGAUCGCAUGUUUACGAAUCCCCGGGACUCUAAAGGGUUGCCCCUGGUGAAGGACCGGAACGCCGAGCUCCUGUACUUUGCCGAUGUCUGCGCAGGCCCUGGCGGCUUCUCCGAGUAUGUGCUGUGGAGGAAGAAGUGGCACGCAAAGGGCUUCGGGAUGACGCUGAAGGGCCCCAAUGACUUCAAGCUGGAGGACUUCUACUCGGCCUCCAGUGAGCUCUUCGAGCCGUACUACGGUGAGGGUGGGGUGGAUGGAGAUGGAGAUAUCACCCGCCCAGAGAACGUCACUGCCUUUCGGAACUUUGUCUUGGAUAACACAGAUCGCAAAGGUGUCCACUUUUUGAUGGCCGAUGGGGGCUUCUCCGUGGAAGGGCAGGAGUGCCUGCAGGAGAUCCUCAGCAAGCAGCUGCUGCUGUGCCAGUUCCUCAUGGCGCUGUCUGUCGUCCGGACAGGAGGCCACUUCAUCUGUAAGACCUUCGACCUGUUCACGCCUUUCAGCGUGGGGCUCAUCUACCUGCUGUACUGCUGCUUCGAGCGCGUGUGUCUCUUCAAGCCCGUGACCAGCCGGCCCGCCAACUCCGAGAGGUAUGUGGUGUGCAAGGGCCUGAAGGUGGGCACGGAUGACGUGCGUGAGUACCUCUUCUCAGUGAACAUGAAGCUCAAUCAGCUGCGCAACACCGAGUCUGAUGUCAACCUUGUGGUCCCCCUGAAGGUGAUCAAGGAGGACCCUGAGUUCACUGACUACAUGAUCCGCUCCAACGAGAGCCACUGCAGCCUGCAGAUCAAAGCGCUGGCCAAGAUCCACGCCUUUGUCCAGGACACGACCCUGAGCGAGCCGCGGCAGGCGGAGAUCCGGAAGGAGUGCCUCCGGCUCUGGGAGAUUCCGGACCACGCUCGAGUUGCACCUUCCUCUUCGGACCCAAAGUCUAAGUUCUUCGAGCUGAUCCAGGGUGCCGAGAUCGAUGUGUUCAGCUAUAAGCCCACGCUGCUCACCACCAAGACACUGGAGAGGAUCCGGCCUGUGCUGGACUACCGCUGCAUGGUGUCGGGCAGCCAGCAGAAGUUCUUGCUCGGCAUGGGGAAGUCCCAGAUCUACACGUGGGAUGGCCGCCAGUCAGACCGCUGGGUCAAGCUGGACCUGAAAACGGAGCUGCCCCGGGACACGCUGCUGUCCGUGGAGAUCGUGCACGAGCUGAAGGGGGAGGGGAAGGCCCAGCGGAAGAUCAGUGCCAUCCACAUCCUUGAUGUCCUCGUGCUGAAUGGCAGCGAUGUCCGGGACCAGCAUUUCAACCAGCGGAUUCAGCUGGCCGAGAAGUUCGUGAAAGCCGUGUCCAAGCCCAGCCGGCCCGACAUGAACCCCAUCAGGGUGAAGGAGGUGUACAGACUGGAGGAGGUGGAGAAGAUUUUUCUCAGGUUGGAGAUGAAGGUCAUCAAGGGCUCCAGUGGCACCCCGAGGCUCAGCUACACGGGGCGGGACGACAGGCACUUCGUGCCCACGGGCCUGUACAUCGUCAGGACAGUGAACGAGCCGUGGACCAUGGGCUUCAGCAAAAGCGUCCAGAGGAAGUUCUUCUACAACAAGAAGACCAGGGAGUCCACCUUCAGCAUGCCCAUCGACUCCAUCGCCCCAUUCCAUGUCUGCUACAUCAGCCGCCUCUUCUGGGAAUGGGGAGAUGGCAUCCGUGUGCACGACUCCCAGAAGCCACAGGACCUCGACAAGCUGUCCAAGGAGGAUGUCCUGACCUUCAUCCACACCACGCACAGCCACUGAGCCCAGGGUGGGGCGCUCCUGCCGGGUUCCCACACUCCCAGGCCGCGGCACUUGGGACUGGCUCCAUCCACCUCCGUGAAGGGGCUGGGUAGCACAGGACGGGCUCCCUGCCCACCUGCUCCUUGAGACAGGUCUGAGGUCAGUGCCAGGGCUCUGGGCACCGCCCUUCUCUCAGACUUCUGCAGACUUGCUUUUCUGAGGUCAGCCCCCACCCUGGGGAGGCCAGGCCCUUGCUGGCCCAGCUGUGUUGGCCCCCGAGUGGGCAGAGGCCCACUGUGGUGUCCAGUGGAGAGCAGCUGUGGUACAAGUCAGAGUUUCGAGUUUGCUGUGUUGACACCAAGUUGAAGACUUGCUCUCCUCCCCACUCGUCCCCUUUCCUGCAGUCCCCCCAGCCUGGCCCUGAUGGUCCUGGCAGGCCAGGACAGGAGGGCGGGCCCAGCACCGCCAACACACUCUGGCUCCGAGCCAUCUUUAACACCCGCUUUGGUCCAACCAUUGGGCAGCUCGAGGAAGAUAGGAAGCGGCCUCUGUGGCCAGCCUCCCUCCUGCCCUGCCCUGGUAGCAGAGGACACCGUGCCGCGGCCAGGAGAGUUGUGAGCUCCUGGCUGCCCGCCCUGCCUGUCAGGAGGCCGGUCGCUGCGCUGCCUGUGUCUUGGCAGAGGCACAGGGAGGAGGGAAGCGGGCAGGGGAGGGCACCCAGCUGGCUUUAACAGGAAACACCUUUCAGAGACGCUCCCUGGCUCCCUAGGCCGCAGCCCUGUGCCAGUCUGGUUUCCAUGGAGCCGGGGCACUAAGGCUCCUGGGAGGUUGGAAUCAACUUCGCCGGGGCCUCUGCCAACACCCAGGCUGGCAGCGGCAGGGCAGGAAUGCUGGCUUCCACCCAGCCCUGGGCUGGUCCGUGUGUCCUGCAGAAUCUUGGUUCAUUAAAGAUAAACGUAUUUUUAA
Cavia porcellus (domestic guinea pig) is the source of this 3657-nucleotide messenger RNA. It is a transcript of the gene Cmtr1, whose product is annotated as cap methyltransferase 1. Gene Ontology annotation, molecular function: nucleic acid binding; methyltransferase cap1 activity; protein binding. The coding region runs from base 202 to 2712 and encodes 836 amino acids. The record is from RefSeq and is a predicted model, not a curated record. Gene Ontology annotation, cellular component: nucleus; cytoplasm. Gene Ontology annotation, biological process: 7-methylguanosine mRNA capping. The transcript has 24 exons. NCBI's taxonomy places the organism in Eukaryota, Metazoa, Chordata, Mammalia, Rodentia, Caviidae.